CAGACCCUCUUGCUGGGUUUGGGAAGGAGCUUGCCUCUUAUCAGGAUGCCUUGUCCAGGUGUGCUUCCUUCCUGAAGAGAGAGGAGACCAAAUAGCUGCUCCCGGGGCUUGUCUUCCCCCCAGCUACAGAGAGCAGAGGAGACCAGGACUCUGUAAUAUGUAGCCUUGGCUGUCCUAGAACUGGCUGCUAUCCUGCCUCCGUCUGGGAUUGCAGGUGUAGGCUACCACUACCAAAUGGGAUGCUUUCUUUCCAUCCUUUCUGAGAGGAAGCAUGGCACGAACCCAGGUCCUACUUUUAACCUGCUUUCCUUUUCGCUUGGAGCUGGUGGCCCUUUCCACCCCGGCGUUGGCUCACUUCCCAGCCACACUCACUGACUCACUGCUGUCGGGAGUCACCGUUGGGCUCCCCUUUACCCACCAAGCCUCUGUCCAAUUCUUUCCCGCCCUAGACGGUGGCAACCCUGAGCGUCCUGGGGACGCGGAGAGUGGUCUCCAUCCUGGGUGUGGAGAACCAGGCCGUGUCGCUGGCGGCCUGCCACCUGCUACAGGUUAUGUUUGAUGCCCUCAAGGAAGGUGUCAAGAAAGGCUUCCGAGGCAAAGAAGGUGCCAUCAUUGUGGAUCCUGCCCGGGAGCUGAAGGUCCUUAUCAGUAACCUCCUGGAGCUGCUGACUGAGAAGGGAGUCUCGGGCCAAGGCCGAGACAAUGCCCUGACCCUCCUAAUUAAAAUGGUACCCCGGAAGUCUCCGAAGGACCCCAACAAUAGCCUCACACUCUGGGUCAUUGAUCAGGGUAGGUGAUACAGUUUAGGAAAACUUGCCUGGGUGGCCGAGGCCUGCCUUGCUGUAGGAGUAAUGAGAAGAGUGCAAUUGUGUACGGCCCCUUGCUUGUCCUGAACUGCUCUCUCUAGCCCUCCCAGUCCCUGUAAGGAGCACAGAGACAGACCGUCCAGUUGUGUGUGUGCGUCAUGUGUGUCUGUGCAAAUGCGUGUGCAUUGGACAGUUCCAAAGAAGGCCAAUCAAAAGGCAGUGCCAUCUUUCUCUAGUUGCCGUUUUUUUUUAAAAUCACAUUAUUUUCUUUUAAACUUUUAAGACAUUUUUAUUAUAUUAAAUCUUUCUCCUUUACAUAUCGCCCCCCUGCCCCGUAUGUGUGUGUGUGUGUGUUCAAAUACCAUGACACAUGUGGACGUUAGGAUAACACGCAGAGGUUGGUUUUCUCCUUCUACCAUGUGGGUCCUGGAGAUCGA
This is a messenger RNA of Microtus ochrogaster (prairie vole), 1243 nucleotides long. RefSeq names its product protein unc-45 homolog A-like (gene Unc45a). The record is from RefSeq and is a predicted model, not a curated record. Lineage: Eukaryota; Metazoa; Chordata; Mammalia; Rodentia; Cricetidae. Bases 552 to 797 code for a protein of 81 amino acids. Gene Ontology annotation, cellular component: cytoplasm. The transcript is spliced from 2 exons. Gene Ontology annotation, molecular function: Hsp90 protein binding.